Molecule: messenger RNA, 406 nt
Organism: Geodia barretti
Lineage: Eukaryota; Metazoa; Porifera; Demospongiae; Tetractinellida; Geodiidae
Source: the annotation of a GenBank genome assembly
UGCAUAGUCAGAGAUGGCACCUCAGGGACUGCUAGGUUCCCUUCGGCUGAGUGGUGGAGUGGCUCCACUCCAGUGUUCCCAGUGGAGGAUAUCAACCGCGCCAAGAAUGUUAGGAAUGCUACAACCUCAAUAUCUCUCCUUUCUUUCUCAACACUUCGAACAUCUCAUGCUGGGGAGUACACGUGUCGGGGGAGAGUUCUACUAGCAGCAGCAGAGGUCAUUGCUGCCUCUUCACCUGUGGACGUAGUUGUCAGACUGCCAGCUCCAACUGUGACUGUGAGUGUUUCCAGUGGUGCACUGAAUGAGGGGACCUCCCUCAUCUUGACCUGCACUGCCACACUACCUCCCUGGGUGGAUACUGAUGUCAACAUCACCAUAAACUGGACAGCAGACAUCAGCAAUGAGC